Botrytis porri is the source of this 747-nucleotide messenger RNA. RefSeq lists its product as uncharacterized. The transcript is spliced from 3 exons. The coding region runs from base 1 to 747 and encodes 248 amino acids. The record is from RefSeq and is a predicted model, not a curated record. Gene Ontology annotation, molecular function: protein binding. NCBI's taxonomy places the organism in Eukaryota, Fungi, Ascomycota, Leotiomycetes, Helotiales, Sclerotiniaceae.
AUGGCAUAUAAUCCAAGCGUUAAACGUGGACCUCCAGAUUUCACUAUUAAGUGUAAAGGUCAUUCAUUUCUCGUUCAUAGAGAUGUUGUUGCUCCGCAGUCUAAACCAUUAGGUGCAGCGAUGGACACUGAGAAAUUCUUGGAAGGAACCAAAAACGAAAUGACACUCAGCGACGAAAACGACGACCCGGAAAUCGUAGGCUUAAUGGUCCAAUUUCUUUAUUGCGGAGAGUAUACUAUUCCUUUUCCCUCUAACACUUCCUCCUCGGCACGCUCCUCAGCAGACGAAGCAAUUAGAUGUACUCGCCACGUAGCACUGCACAUCUUCUCUGAUCUCUGGGACAUCCCCUCUUUACAAGUCCUCACUCUCUCGAAUAUUCAAACUACCCUUUCCCAUCUUCCUUUAUCAUAUUUCGCAUCGGUGUUGCGACAUAUCUAUGAAGAAACACCGGUAUCAUAUACGCGGAUUAGACAGAUAGCUGUAAAGGCCUUGAUGGAAAGAUUUACAGUUGGGGAAAUUAUGAAGGAUAAGGGGUUGAGAGAGCUGUUGAGUAGUAAUGGAGAAUGUGCUGUGGAUUUGUUGGUUUGGGGGGAGGAGAGGAGGAUUAAGAGGGAGAGGAGAGUGGGGAGAGAUUGGGAGCAGAGCGCGGUGAGGGGGAGAAGAGUGUGUGAAGAGAGGAUGUGGAGGAAGAGGGAUAUUUUAGGGGAUGACAUAGGAUGGGCUGAUAGAACUGGUGCGAGGUUUUGA